AUGUGCCCGGAGGAGGGCGGCGCGGCCGGGCUGGGCGAGCUGCGCUCCUGGUGGGAAGUCCCGGCCAUCGCGCACUUCUGCUCGCUCUUCCGCACCGCGUUCCGCCUGCCCGACUUCGAGAUCGAGGAGUUAGAAGCAGCUCUUCACAGAGAUGAUGUAGAAUUUAUCAGUGACCUGAUUGCCUGUCUGCUUCAGGGCUGCUAUCAACGAAGGGAUAUUACGCCUCAGACAUUCCACAGCUACCUAGAAGACAUCAUCAACUACCGCUGGGAGCUUGAAGAAGGAAAGCCCAACCCUCUGCGAGAAGCCAGCUUCCAGGACCUGCCUCUGCGCACUCGCGUGGAGAUCCUGCACCGCCUCUGUGAUUAUCGGCUGGACGCGGACGAUGUCUUCGAUCUUCUCAAGGGUCUGGAUGCAGACAGUCUCCGCGUGGAGCCACUGGGUGAAGACAAUUCUGGGGCACUCUAUUGGUAUUUCUAUGGGACACGAAUGUAUAAGGAAGACCCGGUACAAGGAAAAUCCAAUGGAGAACUCUCUUUGAGCAGGGAAAGUGAAGGACAAAAGAAUGUCUCAAGUGUUCCUGGGAAAACAGGAAAAAGAAGAGGAAGACCCCCGAAGCGGAAGAAACUACAGGAGGAAAUUAUAGCGAGUGAAAAGCAGGAAGAAAACUCCUUGGCAUCUGAGCCACAGACAAGAAAUGGGUCCCAAGGGCCAGGUCAAGGCACUUGGUGGCUCCUGUGCCAAACAGAAGAAGAAUGGAGACAGGUCACUGAGAGUUUUCGGGAGAGGACCUCCCUUCGAGAGCGGCAGCUCUAUAAGCUCCUCAGUGAGGACUUCUUGCCUGAGAUCUGCAACAUGAUUGCCCAGAAGGGAAAGCAUCCUCAGCGCACAAAGGCAGAGUUGCAACCUAGGUGUAUGUCUGACCACCUGUCCGCCAAACCCAUGAAGCGAGAGGAGACACCUGUACUUACCAGAAUAGAAAAACAGAAGCGCAAAGAAGAGGAGGAAGAACGUCAAAUUCUUCUCGCAGUGCAGAAGAAGGAGCAGGAGCAGAUGCUGAAGGAAGAGAGGAAACGAGAGCUGGAGGAAAAGGUCAAGGCAGUGGAAGAUCGAGCCAAAAGGAGAAAGCUCAGGGAAGAAAGGGCAUGGCUGCUGGCUCAAGGGAAAGAGCUUCCCCCAGAACUUUCCCAUCUGGACCCUAAUUCCCCCAUGAGGGAAGAAAAAAAGGCUAAAGACCUCUUUGAGUUGGAUGAUGAUUUCACUGCCAUGUAUAAAGUUCUAGAUGUGGUAAAGGCGCAUAAGGAUUCCUGGCCUUUUUUGGAACCUGUGGAUGAAUCUUACGCCCCUAACUAUUACCAGAUUAUUAAGGUCCCCAUGGAUAUUUCAAGCAUGGAGAAGAAACUGAACAGUGGUUUAUACUGUACCAAGGAGGAAUUUGUAAAUGACAUGAAGACUAUAUUCAGGAAUUGUCGAAAAUACAAUGGGGAAAGUAGUGAAUAUACCAAGAUGUCUGAUAAUUUAGAGAGGUGUUUCCAUCGGGCAAUGAUGAAGCAUUUUCCUGGUGAAGAUGGCGACACAGAUGAAGAAUUUUGGGUCAGAGAAGAUGAAAAGCGAGAGAAGAGACGGAGUCGUGCGGGGCGAAGUGGCGGAAGUCAUGUUUGCACCCGCUCCAGGGACUCCGAAGGGCCCAGCAGGAAGCAGCAGCCUGUGGAGAAUGGGGGGAAGUCCUUGCCACCUGCGCGCCGAGCCUCCUCCGGGGAUGAUCAGAGCAGCAGCUCCGCACAGCUCCCUCGGGAGCUGGGGACCUCCAAUGGCCGAGGCUUCUCCCGUCCCCCGCAUUAUGGUGGGAUGCCCAACCAGGCACCCCUCUUAAACCAGAUGAGGCCAGCAGUCCCGGGAACGUUCGGUCCUCUUCGAGGGUCAGAUCCCGCCAGCUUACAUGUGUCCUGUAGAGUCCCCGAACCACACCCUGGAGAGCCUGCACAGCAGCAUCAGCCUUUUGCCAUGCAGCCUCCCGUUGGAAUUAACAGCCACCGAGGACCCAGGCUAGGCACACCUGAAGAGAAGCAAGUGUGUGGGGGUCUGACACACCUUUCUAACAUGGGGUCACAUCCUGGAUCCUUGCAGCUUGGGCAAAUGAGUGGCCCUACUCCGGAUGGAAAUAUGUUUCCUCCAGCUCAAUUCCAACCAGGAUUUAUUCCUUCCAGGCAUGGAGGGGCUCCACCCCGACCCCCAGACUUUCCUGAAACCUCAGAAAUUCCUCCCAGCCAUAUGUACCGUUCAUAUAAGUACCUGAAUCGAGUACACUCUGCUGUCUGGAAUGGGAACCAUGGUGCUACAAACCCAGGAUCCCUGGGGCCAGAUGAGAAGUCCCCAAUGGGGCCAGGACCCUCUCACCAGCCUCGUACUCUCGGUCACAUGAUGGAUUCCCGAGUGAUGAGACCACCUCUCCCCCCAAACCAGUGGACUGAACAAUCAAGCUUUCUACCUCAUGGAGUUCCUUCUUCAGGGUAUAUGCGACCACCCUGUAAAUCUGGUGGACAUCGGUUACAGCCACCUCCAGCCCCAGCACCAAGUUCGCUGUUUGGCGCGCCCUCCCAGGCUCUGCGGGGGGUGCAAGGAGGGGACUCCAUGAUGGAUAGCCCAGAGAUGAUCGCCAUGCAGCAGCUCUCCUCCCGCGUCUGCCCACCAGGUGUGCCUUACCACCCCCACCAGCUUACUCCCCCCCAUCUACCUGGCCCUUUUCCACAGGUGGCUCACUCACCAUCUGUAAGUGUGUCAGCCCCCAAGCCUGUCUUGGGGAACCCUGGGAGGACGCAGGAUAGCAGUGACACACACGAUCCUGAGAAUGACCAAGAUACCAUGCCUGGUCUUGAGGAGAAACCACCAAGUGUUGGUGCUUCAGAGGGGGUGUACCUCAAACAACUACCUCACCCUACGCCUCCCCUGCAGACUGACUGUACCAGGCAGAGCUCACCACAAGAGAGGGAAGCAGAGGACCCAGACCUCAAAAGUGACUCUUCAGAAUCUGGAGACAACUGUAAAGCAACAAAAAGCAAGAGUGCCUGGUCCUCAGAUAGCAGCUAUACCAGCCCAGCAGCCCAAGGAUGCAUGAAGGAUGUCUCCACUCUGGCAGAUAGAGAGUCGCUACCCGAAAAUGGAGUGAUUGUGGAAGUAUCCCCUUGUGGAUCACAGGUGAAGGGGCUUGGUGGUGGUGGUUCAGAAAAGCCACUCUGUCCCAGAGGAAAAAUGCUGCAGGAAACCAUACCAUGUGCAGGACAGAACCCAACUACACCUCCCAGUGCAGACCCAAGUUUGAUGGGAGGCACUGUAAACCAGUUUUCUCCCUUGUACAUGCCUGGCCUGGAAUACCCAAAUUCGGCUACACAUUACCACGUCAGUCCAGGCCUACAAGGCUUGGGCCCUGUCAUGGGAAGUAAACCCUCAGUAUCGCAUCCUCAGCAUUUUCCCCCUAGAAGCUUUCAGUCUAACAACCCUCAUUCAGGAGUCUUUCCCCGAUACCGCCCCCACCAAGGAAUGAGGUAUUCCUAUCAGCCACCACCCCAGCCUUCCUACCAUCACUAUCAGCGAACUCCUUACUACACAUGUCCACAGGGCUUUUCUGACUGGCAGAGGCAUCUCCAUCCCCCAGGAAGCCCAAGUGGCCCAGCUCCUAGCCAGCCUCCCCCACCAAGACACCUCUUCUCAGAUAAGAGCACCGUGGCCGGUGUGCAAGGCUGUGAGACACUGAAUGCUGCCUUAACUUCCCCAAGCCGAAUGGAUGUGGUGGCUGCUAAGGUGAUUGCAAAUGAUGGGCAGAAUCCUGGUCCAGAAGACGAGAAGCUGGAUGAAUCUGUGGAGAGACCAGAGAGUCCCAAAGAAUUUUUAGACCUGGACAACCAUAAUGCAGCUACCAAGCGACAGAGUUCACUGUCAACCAAUGAAUAUCUUUAUGGAACUCCUCCUCCACCUCUGAGUUCAGGGAUGGGAUUUGGUUCUUCUGCUUUCCCUCCCCAUGGUGUGAUGCUACAAACAGGGCCUCCUUACACACCGCAGCGGCCCACCAGCCAUUUCCAACCCAGGGCCUACUCGUCUCCUGUAGCUGCUCACCCACCUCACCACCCAGCAGCUGCCCAGCCUAAUGGCCUCUCUCAGGAGGGCCCCGUCUAUCGCUGUCAGGAGGAAGGCCUGGGUCACUUUCAAGCUAUAAUGAUGGAACAAAUUGGCACUGGAAGUGGAAUGAGGGGACCUUUCCAGGAAAUGUACAGACCAUCAGGAAUGCAGGUGCAGCCAGCCCAGGCGCAGUCCUUAUUCCCAAAGACCCCAACACCAGCAGCAUCCCAGGAAGAGCUGCCCCCACAUAAGCCCCCGACAAUUCCUCUUGAUCAGAGCUAGUCCAUGGAGGAAAUAACCCCCAAGGAAAUGGAAAGCUGCACAUGAAGACUGGAACACGGAGAAUGUGGGGUGCGAUCCUCCCAUCUCUCUCCCUACCACCCGCCACACCCUCCACGGAGCCAUUGCCAGGGCCCUAGAAGCACACUCCCCAGAUCACUAGCGCAGCUCACAUAGCACCUGGGUCAGAGCUGGAUCUCUUGCAUAAAUAAUAGACUGUCAAGAACAAACGAACUAGAAGUAGUGAUGGCUUUUCAAGUCCUGAGGCUUGUCCAGGGGAAUCAUCUGAAGCUCGGGGGGGCAGGGGGGCAUACUUGAGAAUGGAGUGGUGCUUGUAAACUCUCAUGAGCAGCUAAACUCAGGUAUAUAUUUGGGGAGGGACUACUCGUAGUAUUAAUGUGUUUGGAGCUGGGUCCAGUUUACAGAAUUUUCAUGUUGCCUUUAAAAUAAGUUUUGUUGUUGGUGGUGAAUGUAUUGUACAUAG
Messenger RNA from Talpa occidentalis (Iberian mole), 4876 nucleotides. Its product is annotated as chromatin remodeling regulator CECR2. Lineage: Eukaryota; Metazoa; Chordata; Mammalia; Eulipotyphla; Talpidae. The coding region runs from base 1 to 4395 and encodes 1464 amino acids. The record is from RefSeq and is a predicted model, not a curated record. Gene Ontology annotation, biological process: chromatin remodeling. Gene Ontology annotation, molecular function: protein binding. The transcript is spliced from 19 exons. Gene Ontology annotation, cellular component: CERF complex.